CGUCAGCGGCGAAAGCACACGCUGGCGGCGGACUGCUGGGUGGGCUUCACCUCCUUCCCUGAGGCUGUGGGGCGCGCGCCUGCCGCGGAGACCCGAGUCCCCGCCCCCGGCCGUGAUUGGUCAGCGCCGCCCGAGCGCGGUGACGUUGUGCCGGGGCGGAAAGUUUGGGAGAAGAGCGCGGGAGCUGAGAAGGCGAGAGUCGGCUACAUCCGGGAAAGGCCUUGAGAUUGUUGUUCUGCUGCCAGGUGUUCCUUGGGAAUCCGGGGCAGCUCCCCAACGAGUUUCCAGUACCUCCUGCUACCUCUGAGUGCCUCUCUGCCUCCUCGGUGCCCAGGUUCCUGGUUUCAGAGAUGACAGAGGAACUGGACGUCACCGGACAGGACUCUGAUGGGGGUAGUGAAGAGGUGGUCCUAACUCCUGCAGAGCUCAUUGAAAGGCUGGAGCAGGCCUGGAUGAAUGAAAAGUUUGCCCCUGAGCUGUUGGAAAGCAAGUCUGAAAUUGUAGAAUGUGUCAUGGAGCAGCUAGACCACAUGGAAGAAAAUCUCAGGAGAGCCAAGAAGGGGGAUCUGAAGGUCAGUAUCCAUCGAAUGGAGUUGGAGAGGAUCCGCUAUGUCCUUAGCAGCUACUUGCGAUGUCGGCUCAUGAAGAUAGAGAAGUUUUUCCCUCAUAUCCUUGAAAAGGAGAAAACAGCCCAGGAAGGGGAGCUGUCUAGCCUUUCUCCAGAGGAGCUGGUCUUUGCCAAACAGUACAUGGCUAACACAGAGACCUACCUCAAGAAUGUUGCCUUAAAGCAUAUGCCUCCUAACUUACAGACGGUGGACCUCUUGAGGUCAGUUCCCAAACCAGAUCUAGAUUCAUACGUGUUUCUGAGAGUAAAAGAACGCCAGGAAAACAUACUGGUAGAACCAGAGACAGACGAACAGAGGGACUACGUGAUUGACAUGGAGGAAGGCUCACAACACUUGAUCCGUUACAAAACCAUCGCACCUCUGGUGGCUUCUGGAGCAGUUCAGUUGAUUUAAAAUCAAAAGUAAACAAGAAUGAUGGGCCAGAGCCUUAAGGAAAAUAUUUAGAAACCUCUCACCUGUGACCAAGGACAUCAGGGCUCCUCCCGUGCAUCACCGGGGCCUCGAGAAGGAGCCUGAGGCAGGGUUCCUAACUGGCCACACGUGCUGACUGCUGCUCUCGCCACAGUCAGCAGGUGGAGCCAUCGCACUGCUGAUGCCUCGUGUCGGGCCGCACUUGGAGGUUCUCCCUUUGUGCGCCUUUUCCAACAGAAGAUAAAAUCUCUUCUAGGGCAUCUCACUAGACCAUGUGAACUAACCUUCUGAAACUUCUACCAUUGGACUUAGAACCAAUUUCUUCCCUGGCUAAUUGAAAAUCACAAUGAAACCAGUAAACCAUUCUUUAAGUUUCCGUUUUGUGGCAGAAAGAGCCUCUGAACAGGUCUCGGCUUGCAGCCUAAUGAAGUAGGUCUCCCUGCGGCUAAGCUGCAGCCCUUCCCCGAAUCUCCGGCAGCUUUGCCAAGCCACCCUCCAGGCCAUAUGGCCAUUCUUGGCCUGGAGUCUGUAAACAGCAACAUUAACUCUCCUAUCUUGUGACCUCAGCAGCAUUUCUGAUUUUAGCUUUCUCAAGGGAAGUGGAUGAAAUUAAACUAAUGUGAGGGGGGAGGAUGUAGAGACUGAAUGAACCGUCUUUCCUUGGAACAUGAGAAAAAGGAAACUGCAUUCCAGUCUUGCUGACUGGAAGGCAACAGAUUUUCAUUUAUAUGACACAGGCUGUGAGAGCAAUGUAAUAUGGUUAUCAUUUCCAAGAAAAAUCACGAAGCAGAAGCAAGGAAGGUUUUAUUCAUUAAUAAAAACAUGUUCUAUUUCA
Suricata suricatta (meerkat) is the source of this 1875-nucleotide messenger RNA. It is a transcript of the gene GINS4, whose product is annotated as GINS complex subunit 4. Gene Ontology annotation, biological process: double-strand break repair via break-induced replication; DNA-templated DNA replication. The transcript is spliced from 8 exons. Gene Ontology annotation, cellular component: GINS complex. Lineage: Eukaryota; Metazoa; Chordata; Mammalia; Carnivora; Herpestidae. The coding region runs from base 351 to 1022 and encodes 223 amino acids. The record is from RefSeq and is a predicted model, not a curated record.